Molecule: messenger RNA, 988 nt
Organism: Apis florea (little honeybee)
Lineage: Eukaryota; Metazoa; Arthropoda; Insecta; Hymenoptera; Apidae
Source: RefSeq, a predicted model, not a curated record
AAUCGUUGGGCGUUAUCAAAUUUUUUCCUUGUGAAAAUCAUGUUGUACAAAUUGUUCAACGUUCUUGUGAUAUUUUUAGUGAUACAAACUAUUUGUACCGCCACGUACACGAAUAUAUCCGAAGAAAAUUAUCUCGAUAUCCAACAGAUAGAAGAGAUUGAAAAUUUGUUGACGUUCUACGAUUUAAAAACUGGAAUUCCGUUGAAAGAAGAAUCGAUCGAUUUAAAGAAAGAUGGAUCGAUCUCUACAACCGUAUAUAGUGCGGGGUGCUCUUGUGAAAAUUACAGUUGCGGUUGUUGCGUAGGUAUCAAAAUAUUAUGGAUCAAGGGCCCAUUGUGUCUCUCGGUAGGUAUUGAUGUUGGAAAUAUCUCCAUUUUUAUAAAAUUGACCAUGAAUAAAAAAACGAUCAUCUCCAAAAGCAUAUCUUGUAAGUAUUUUCUUUUUUUCUAAAAAAUAUCCGGAUAUAAUAUAAUAUUUGUUCUAAAUCGAAUUGAAUUUUGAUACAAGAAAUAUCUUAUAUGUUACAGUAGUGGAUCCUGAGAUAUGUAUAAAAAUUAAAUUUUCAAAACUCCAUCUUGCAACAUUUUGCAUUCAAUUACAUACUUCUAUUUCUAACCAUCAUCUGCAUUUUUGCACCGAAAUAAAAAUUAAAAUUUUGUUCUUCAAAACUAAAAGAAUUCAAUUCAAUUGCCAAAACAUGCAAACAAGGAAUAUUAAUUGGGAUAAUUUCGCACUGGAAUUUGUUCAACAGACAAAGCCAAAAGUCACCGAAGUCAUCUACGACGAAGUGGAUUUUGAUCUGCAAGAUUUCGAGACUUGUAUCAAUCAUGCAUUAGCAUUGAUUCCCGAAGAAGCAUAAAUUCAACAAGUUAAAGUUGUAGGAUAAAAAUUAUCCAUUAAUGCCCAUUAAAUGCUGAAAAAAAAAAAUAAACACUGUGAAAGAUUUGCGAAUUAGACUCCCUCGUUGAUUUCUUUUGUUUUUUUUUCU